Auanema sp. JU1783 is the source of this 1716-nucleotide messenger RNA. NCBI's taxonomy places the organism in Eukaryota, Metazoa, Nematoda, Chromadorea, Rhabditida, Rhabditidae. The record is from the annotation of a GenBank genome assembly.
AUGCUUUAUGCUGUUCUUUCAGUCUUAAGUCAGAUUUACUGUAAUGGCCCUAUCCUAAGGACAGUUCAAGAUGCUUAUCUAUUUACUGACUCCAAGCAUUUUGUGGACAUGUCCUUAAAAUAUGAUCCAGUCUCAACUUUACGAGAGUUUGACUUGUUGGGCGAUUCUGUUAAUGACCCCUUGGUACUCAAAGAGUUCGUAUCCCAACAUUUCAAUCCUCCGGGCACAGAAUUGAUGGAAUGGAAUCCACAUGAUUAUGUGGAUUUUCCUUCAAACUUUUUGAACAUUCAAGACUAUCAUCAUCGUAGAUGGGCAUUACAUUUGCAUCGUAUAUGGAAAGAAUUAUGUAGAAAAGUCAAAGACGAUGUACGUCAUAAUCAAGAUCGGUAUUCUUUACUAUACGUCCCCUAUCCUUUUAUCAUACCAGGAGGAAGAUUUAGAGAGUUCUAUUAUUGGGAUACUUUCUGGAUAUUGAAAGGUCUUCUCUUUUCUGAAAUGUAUGACACAGCACAAGGUGUUAUUAAAAAUCUAGCUUAUAUGGUAGAUAAUAAUGGUUUUGUCCCGAACGGAGGUCGAGUAUACUAUCUUUCUCGUUCGCAACCUCCUCUCCUCAUUCCCAUGGUAUAUGACUACUAUUUGGCUACCGGAAAUUUAGACUUCAUGUUGGAAAUUCUUCCGACGCUCGAGAGAGAAUACAACUUCUGGGUGGAUAAACGUUCUACAAACGUUCUGGACGAAGAAGGAAAUAUUAAGUAUCCUUAUUAUCAGUACAAAACAAAACAGGUUGUACCUAGACCUGAAUCUUAUCGUGAAGACAAAGAGUUGGUUCAAGGAUUACCGGACGAGGAAAAGGUCCGUGUUUGGUCAGAAAUAGCUUCAGCAGCUGAAACCGGCUGGGACUUUUCAACAAGAUGGUUUGCCCAAACUGGCGAUUUAAAACAUCAUAUGGAAAGUAUCAGAACGUGGAGCAUAAUUCCUGUUGAUCUCAAUGCAUUUUUAUGUGCCAAUUCUAGAAUUCUAGCGAAUCUUUUCGAAAUUCAAGGAAACACAGAAAAGAGGAAAAUGUACAUGGAGAGGUACAAAUGGGCUAAACGUCAAAUGAUGGAGAUUCACUGGAAUCAGACUGAUGGUGUUUGGUAUGAUUUCGACAUCGAAACUAAAAAACAUUCCAACACCUAUUAUGUUUCAAAUGCAGUUCCCUUGUAUGCUAAAUGCUUUGAUGAUGAUGAGGACAUCAUUCCACAUCGAGUACACGAGUACUUAAAGCGCGAAGGAGUAAUGAAUUUCACGAAGGGUCUUCCAACUUCCUUGGCGAUGGGUAGUGAACAGCAGUGGGAUAAAGAUAAUGCAUGGCCACCUAUGAUCCAUAUGGUCAUUGAAGGCUUCCGCACAACUGGAGACAAAGUUCUUAUGCAGGUAGCUGAGAAAAUGGCUACUUCAUGGCUAACAGUUACAUAUCGUUCUUUCAUUAGAACGCAUGCAAUGUUCGAAAAAUAUAAUGUUACUCAGCAUUCUGAUGAACCAGGUGCAGGUGGUGGUGGUGAAUACGAAGUCCAGAAAGGCUUCGGAUGGACCAAUGGCGUUAUAUUAGAUCUGCUAGACAAAUAUGGUGAUAAACUGACUGUAACGGGUGAAAGUAGUAGCAGUAACACAAGACUAGCUCUUGGAAACAUAUUCUCGUUCUUCAUAACAUUAAUCGCAUUUUAUAUUUUCUAA